AUGAAUACCCAGCUUCUUCUGACAAGCAAAGGCACUCUGUGGGAAGAAAUUAUGGAUGAAGUGCAAGGUGAAGAUGAUGGUGUUUUGGCGGCAUCUGACCAUGAGAAUUGUAUGGACUCCGCUAACAUAGUGGAAGGUGAAACCUCAUUAGGAGAUUGUUUGAUAGUGCCGGACGUGGGUAUGGAGUUUAAAAAUUUGAAAGAUAUGUUUGACAUGUACAAGAAAUAUGCCUAUGCUGUUGGUUUUUCGGUUAAAAAAAGAAAUUCGAAAAGGGGAGACGAUGUAGAGUUGAGAUAUGUGACAGUGACAUGUGGUCGAGAAGGUCGAGGAAAUGAAAAUAUUGAUGGAUCUUCGAAGCCGCAACCAACAAUACAGAUGGGUUGUAAAGUGAGAAUCUCUGCUUCUGUAGAUAUUUAUGGUGUUUGGAGACUUAAUACUGUCAACCUUGACCAUAAUCAUGAAACUAGCCAUUCGAAGUCCAGGUUAUUUCACUGCAAUAGAGAAUUGAGUGCACACGUAAAGCGCAAGCUACAAGUCAAUGAUUUUGCAGGAAUUCCAUUGCAUAAAAGUUACAAUUCAGCUGUUGUCGAAGCAGGUAGUUAUGAGAACAUGAGUUGCGUGGAAAAGGAUUGCCGAAAUUACAUUGAAAAAGUGAGACGAUUAAGACUUGGGGAAGUGGACGUCGUCGCAAUACAAACAUACUUUUCAAAAAUGCAAGCACGGUGCUCAGGCUUUUUCUUUAGUAUGGAUUUGGACAAUGAUUCCCGAUUGAAGAACAUAUUUUGGGCAGAUAAUCGCUAUAGGCAAGCGUAUAAAGAAUUCGGCGAUGUUGUUACAUUUGAUAUCACUUACUUGACAAACAAGUAUGACAUGUCGUUCGCCUCUUUUAACAUGGCUCCAGUGUGUGCAUGGACAAGCACCGCAGGGGAUAAUCAGGACAGGGCAAUGCAAAAUGCAAUUCAGAUAGUUUUCCCGAACACAAGACAUAGAUGGUGUUUGUGGCACAUUCUGAAAAAGUUGUCUGAGAAGUUUGGACACCACAAAAACAAGGCAUCAAUAUUUGGACGGAUACACGGAUUGGGUAUCAACGACACAGAGAAGCGAGAGUAUGAAUGCAUUCUUUGA
Molecule: messenger RNA, 1125 nt
Organism: Olea europaea var. sylvestris
Lineage: Eukaryota; Viridiplantae; Streptophyta; Magnoliopsida; Lamiales; Oleaceae
Product: protein FAR1-RELATED SEQUENCE 5-like
Exons: 5
Coding region: 1-1125 (374 amino acids)
Source: RefSeq, a predicted model, not a curated record